GAAGUGCAGCAGUACGCGCUCCCGGUAGAAUCAUCUGCAAACCCCAAUACGGUUGUGCAGGUGAUGGAAAUGGUGAGUUCAUGGUUCGUUAGGCGAGUCGGCGAAAACCCAUUUUUUUGGUAGCCAAACCACGCGGAGCUCAUGUCAUUGUACGUUUCUGACACCGCAGAUGGUGUAUACGGAGACUCUGGGAACGAUCUCAGUGAGAUCAGCCAGGUUGCUCUAUUAGAGAGCCAGGAUACCGGGGCAAGUAGCCACUUGAAUUUCAAGAAUCCUGCCGACGAUUUGGAACAAGAUCUCCAGCUUGCCAUUGUUCCGACUGACACCGCUACUUUGGUUCCUCAAAGAGUGUAUCAGCCGCGAGGAGAAGCUGAACGAGAGAAGUACGUACACACGGCGAAUUUAUCUCUUCCUAUCUUCUUCUACGCAGAGAAGCCAAAUGAGCUGGGUAUAACCUUGGAAGAGAUCCUCAAAAAAAAUUCCAGACGUCUUAGCGAUAGGGACGACCUGAUGUUUGAAGGCGGCGGCCAAUCUAUCUCAGUGAGAAUAGAGUGGCCUGGUUAUCCUCCCUGGAAUCGUCAGCUUCUUACCAGAGACUAUCGCAAGACACCAGGACCCAUCACGAAAGCAAAGCUUGCAAAGAGCCUUGCCAACUACAUACGUAAAUUCAUGCAGAAAAUGACGACUCACUGCAUGGAGGCUGACUCUGAUCCCAUGUGGAGGAUUAGUCCCCGUCACAUAAAAUUCGAAGAUCUCAUACUCGUCAGUUUGAAUCAUGUGUCACAAGGGAGUUGGCAGCCUCAGUUACGACUUCGACGACAGAUGCGGGGUGCAUCCAGCAUAGUCUGAUAAACUCUGAGGCUCGUUUCAUUUUUUCAGGGAGAAGGUAUCAUUUUCUCAGGCUCACUUUGGCCCCCGCUACCGGAUUAUUUCUUAUCUCUUUCAAGUCCCAUGAGCACCUAUAUCUCUUCGCAGCUUUUACGGAUAGACACGCCAGAUUCAUCCUAUU
Messenger RNA from Suillus bovinus, 1009 nucleotides. RefSeq lists its product as uncharacterized. The coding region runs from base 142 to 849 and encodes 235 amino acids. The record is from RefSeq and is a predicted model, not a curated record. Lineage: Eukaryota; Fungi; Basidiomycota; Agaricomycetes; Boletales; Suillaceae. The transcript has 4 exons.